AUGGCGGAGACGACGCGGCGGCGCGACAUGACGUCUGAGAGCGGCGGCGAGCGGUGCCAGGGGGCCGACGGCCGUGUGCGCCUUAUCGGCACGGCUAUGGACCUCGGGUGCGCGUGGCAUGGGCGCGAGGCAUGCUUGGGGCUCGACACUCUCUUAGGCCGAAAAAUACCAGCAGAAUCCCCAAAUCCCAUCGCCCAACUCCCCUCACCUCUCUCGCUGCCCUUCUACCGCCGGCUCUCGCCCGAUUCCCUGCUCGAUCGCCCCUCGACGAGACUAGCUGAACGAAGCCACCGAGUCACCGUACGCACGCACCAUCCCUUGCUACCUCGAUCCAAUUCAGAGUUGCCCCUAGAUUCAUGGGUGCAAGCCAAACUCCAAACAUCUUGGUCGAGACGUGCAACUGCCGGUAACGCCAUGCAUGCCUCCCUGGGCCGCGCCCCUUGCUGCCCCGUAUUGCCAGCGUUGCCGCGUGCGUGUCCCCGUGUCGCCAGUGUCCCCGCGUGCGUGUCCCGCGACUCCUCGCGUCUAGCAACCGCNGACGCGUCCAGCAGCCCCGAAUGCACCCUGGCGAGCCCACCAGCGGCCAGACGACCUCAACCAGCACCCGGUACGCGGCAGCCCGUGCCAAGCCCGCAGCGCCAUUUUCUCGUUUUCCCCGAACCCUUUGACCGUUUUCUAACCCGUUGA
Striga asiatica is the source of this 687-nucleotide messenger RNA. The record is from the annotation of a GenBank genome assembly. Lineage: Eukaryota; Viridiplantae; Streptophyta; Magnoliopsida; Lamiales; Orobanchaceae.